UUUCAAUAUUCAGACAGUCUGUGUGACCAGCAACUACGGCUACUCGAUCUUCACUUCGGCCAUGGCGAUGAGAUCAUCUGCCUCGGUAUGCGUACGUACAGGAUCGACGAUCAUCCGCCGUACAUCGCAUUGUCUUACACAUGGGGAGAUCCACACGACACUGUGCCUGUCCUGUGUAAUGGGAGAGUCAUCGCUGUUACUCGAAAUCUCAAAGAAGCUUUGUGGCAAUUUCGAGAGGAUCGCAAAAGACUGGUUAGAGCGAUGCCUCAUAGCCAGCCUCUGAACUUCUGGGUUGAUGCUAUUUGUAUAAAUCAGACGAAUAACAAGGAGAAAAGCUUCCAGGUUGGUUUGAUGGCAAAGAUCUAUCAGCGGGCUCAUCAUGUCUUUGCUUGGUUGGGACCAGCAAACAAGAGCAGCGACUUAGCGAUCUGUUGCAUCAACACUAUCAGAAAG
Messenger RNA from Alternaria alternata, 453 nucleotides. RefSeq lists its product as hypothetical. The transcript has a single exon. The record is from RefSeq and is a predicted model, not a curated record. The annotation marks the transcript as partial. Lineage: Eukaryota; Fungi; Ascomycota; Dothideomycetes; Pleosporales; Pleosporaceae.